AUGCGUUCCCUGUUCCCGGUGCUGCUCCUCGCCUCCUCGGCGGCGGCUUUCUGUCCGCUGAACGCCGUCCAAUCCGGCUCGCGCUCCAAAUGUUUUGCCUUCUACAACUUUCCGCUAACCUACGACGCGGCGGAUCGAUUCUGCUACAACCUUGGCGGUCACCUGGCCAGCAUCACCAACGCGUUCGAGUCGACGACCAUUAAUGCGCUGGGGAGGAAUGAGAGCGCUGCCGUCGUUGCGUAUUGGAUCGGAGCGCGUUCGCUCAACUCGCAGCCGUUCACCUGGGUCGACGGGACGCCGUUCAGCUACACGAAAUGGGCUUCAGGCGAGCCCCGAUACCCCUGCGCUGCCGCCCGAGUGUCCGACAGUUCGUGGAUCACGGAGCAGUGCCCCGCGGCGCUACCGUUUGCUUGCGCCCUCAACCCCUCCUCAUCGGCCCCGCCCUGCGAAUCCGGGUGGUCGUGGCGUCAGCCGGAGGCCGCGUGCUACAAGGUGAUCCACAGCUUCAGCUCAUUCCAAGACGCUGAGAAGGGAUGCCAGGCCCUUGGGGCCCACUUGGCCUCUAUCCACUCGCCGGCGGAGAAUGACUGGAUUGUUGACCAGGGCACGGCCAACUACAAACUAGGCGUCACCGAGCACGACCUGCAGACCUGGAUCGGGCUUACGCGCUCUUGCCAGAGUUGCCAGUGGAUGUGGACGGACGGUACGCCACUGGACUAUAAACAGUGGACGAAGAGCGAGCCGGCCGAUGACUACAGUAAUCAGAAUUGUGUGGAGAUUUACACCGAUGACGCGACAGGUCUCGGCUCGAACAACUUCAAGAAUUGGAACAACGUCAAGUGCGACAACGACAAGCGGAAUGCCAUCUGCAAAAAGCCGGCGCGGAGU
This is a messenger RNA of Mesorhabditis spiculigera, 888 nucleotides long. The record is from the annotation of a GenBank genome assembly. Lineage: Eukaryota; Metazoa; Nematoda; Chromadorea; Rhabditida; Rhabditidae.